Vigna umbellata (rice bean) is the source of this 1803-nucleotide messenger RNA. Lineage: Eukaryota; Viridiplantae; Streptophyta; Magnoliopsida; Fabales; Fabaceae. The record is from RefSeq and is a predicted model, not a curated record.
AAUACCAGACCUGGAGGAAGAAGAUAAAUGAACAUGAAGAUGUGUGGAAAAGAAAUGUAGCAGAAGAAACGAGAACUAGACCCACAUGAAUUCUUCAAAAAGAGAAGUUAUGUUGAAAUUUGUUUUGAAAGAUGAUGCUGAUGAUGAGUGGAGGGAGGGGAGGCGGAGGAGGAUAUGAGGAGGAGGAGGAGGAAGAGGAGGAAGAAACAGACAUUGAAGAUGCAACUGAGCAUGUUGCCAAAGAUUCCCAAGCUCAUGGAAGUGCAAGUUUUGAAGUAUCAAAAGCUCAAGCUGCUGGUCAUAUUGAAUCUAGCCAUAGAGAAAUGACAAUUGGUAAGAAAGAUGCUGUGGAAGAAACACCUGGUUUUACUGUUUAUGUAAACCGAAGGCCAACAAGCAUGGCAGAAGUGAUCAAUGAUAUUGAAACUCAAUUCACAAUCGUAUACAAUGCAGCUAAAGAUGUUGCAGCAUUGUUAGAGGCCAAGAAAUCUCAAUAUUUGUUGACUUCUAAUGAACUUUCAGGAUCAAAGUUGUUGAACCCGGUAGCUCUGAUUCGAUCAGCUUCUUCACGCUCUUCUUCAUCACGGUAUUUGGUAAAUAGUUCAAGCACUGGCAAGGAAGGUUGUGAUGGCUCAAAGGAUCUCUCUGAGGAACAUUGUAUGUUAUCAGGUAGUCACCAUUCCACAUUGGACAGAUUAAAUACCUGGGAGAAGAAACUCUAUGAGGAAGUCAGGUCUGGAGAGCGUAUCCGAAUUGCAUAUGAGAAGAAAUGCAAGCAACUCAGGAACUUUGAUGCAAAAGGAGAGGACCCCUCUUGCGUAGAUAAAGCAAGAGCAGCCAUUAGAGAUCUUGAUACCCAGAUAACAGUUUCAAUACAUUCAGUUGAAGCUAUUUCAAGGCGAAUCGAAACUCUAAGGGAUGAAGAGUUAUAUCCCCAACUUCUUGAAUUGGUGCAAGGGCUGGAAAGGAUGUGGAAAGUGAUGGCAGAAUGCCAUCAGAAACAGAAGAGAACCUUGGAUGAAGCUAAGAUUCUUCUAGCUGGCACUUAUUCCAAACUACAUGCUAGAAAACAGUCUUCCAUGUUAAUGACGGAUCCAAACAGGCUAGCUCGUUCAGCCUCCAAUCUUGAAUUUGAGUUAAGGAACUGGAGAAACGCCUUUGAGUCAUGGAUCACUUCUCAAAGAUCCUACAUUCAUGCACUAACUGGAUGGCUUCUGCGGUGCAUGAGAUCUGAGCCCGAUGCAUCCAAGUUGCCAUGCUCUCCUCGAAGGUCAAGUGGCACUCACCCUUUGUUUGGACUCUGUGUUCAAUGGUCAAGACGCCUGGAUGCCAUAAAUGAAAAGGCAGUGCUUGAUGGCUUAGACUUUUUUGCAGCUGGGAUGGGGUCCCUCUAUGCACAUCAGUUGAGAGAAGAUUCUAGGAGAAACUCGUUUGGACCAAAACAAAGUAAUGGUAAUAUGGAACUAGUGGAAGCUGGUGAGGUAGAAGAGGUAAUGGCUCCAGAGAAACUUGCUGAAGUUGCUAUUAAGGUGCUUUGUGCUGGAAUGUCUGUUGCUAUUAGCUCACUGGCAGAGUUUGCUUUGGAUUCUGCUGAGGGAUACAAUGAAGUUGUUAAGCAAUGGGACAAUGUCAAGUGUCAAAAUACUGCUUCUAGCAACACCAGGACAUAGCUGUCUCACAUUUUGUGUUAAUUAGUUUAGGUUUGUUUAGAAAAAUGGGUGUCUUAGAAUGUAAUUAUGUAUUUAACUAACCAGUAUAAAAGGUAGAAUAGCAAGGGCAAUUGCACCCAAUAUUUUGUUAUAA